AUGGCCACCGGCCCGGUCGUUCGUGGACACCUCACGAGGAUAUCCAGAACUAUACGCACGCUCGUCCGUUGCAUUGGUGGAAAUAGAGAGAACAUUGAAAAUAACACUCGGGCUUUAUUGCUCCUCUGCGAGCUUCAAGAUCUGUGUUGUCGACUUCAAGAUCAACUGAUUUACGCGGAGGACAAAUGGAUCACGGACUCGGCACGCUUAUUGAGUUUGAGCGAGGUUCUUGCCUCGCUCGACUCGACCGUCGAGCUUUUGGACCGUUAUUUCCAGCCCGGUGGUGUCACUGCGCGCUUGUUCAGAAAGCGCCUACUGGAGACCACAUUCGUGCCGCGGCUGGAAGAGUUCAAGACAAUGCUGCUUCUGACAAUGCAGCCUAGAUCAAGCGAAAAAAAUCAUGUGGAGAACAAACUUCGCAUCAAGUUUCGACAGUACCAUGAACUCGAUUCGGAUUCGAUAUCGGCAACCACUCCCAAAUGUGGAGACUACAAGCAGGUCACAGACAUGGCAACUGGCAAAAUGAACUCCAAAUUAGCCGACUUGUGCACUCACCGACAGAAUGGAAGCUGUCAAUGGAUUUUUGACGAAGACAAGUAUGACGGAUGGUUAUUCGGAAAUCAUCGUACACUUUAUUGCGUUGGGCCUGCGGGUGCUGGAAAGACUUUUCUUGCCUCCACUGUGAUUGAAAAUGUUCAAAAGGUCUUCACUUCUGCCGAAGUAGCCGUGGUCUAUUUUUUAGGUCAUGAUGAGACGGAAGAGACCAGCACGAUAGCUUUUCUCGAGACAAUUCUUGCCCAGCUUGUAUCGAGAAAAAAUCAGCCAUCCCACACGACCCUCACACUCUAUGAGUCAGAACCAUUUCAGAAUGGCCACGCCUCGGCAAAAGGUCUCCAGGACGCCAUUCGUGCAGAAGUGAAUCGUUUCUCCCGCGUCUUCUUUGUCAUCGAUGACAUUGAGUGUCUAGCAGAGGCAGACCGAGUUUUGAGUCGGCUUCAAAAGCUCCCAGAUCAUUGUCAAUUUCUUGUGACAACACGCGAAUCAAGAAUCGAUACGAAAGAUCCCUGCCUUUCAGUGCAUGCAACCCGCCAAGAUCUGGAACUUUAUGUCACAGCGCGUCUUGAGGAGGAUCAAGGUCUUCACAAUGUACUCAAAAGAUAUCCCAUUGACCUGAAAAUUGCCAUUGUGCAGCAAGUAGUCAAAAAGUCUCAUGGACUAUUCCUACUUGCCCGCUUCCAUAUCGAUCUACUUUCAAGAUGCACUGAUGGAAGUCUUCUUCAACGCGCACUGUUUCAUCUACCAGAGAGUCUCAAUGAUGCCUACGGCGAGAUCAUGACCCGCAUUGUCAGUGAGAAUACUUAUGCGAGUCGGUGCUUGUUCUGGACACUUUAUUCUCGAAGACCUUUGACAGUCGCCGAGUUGAGUUUUGCGGCUUCAUUUGAGCCGCUACUUCAAAAGAUGCCCAAAAGCUCUCACCAUUCCGAACAAGAUCCGUUGGCUGAAGCGGCGGGUCUCUUACGGAUUGAUGAGUUGACUCAGACGAUCCAGCUUGUUCAUCAAACAGCAAAAGAAUACCUCGGUGGUCCAGCGGCUAGGGUUUUCUUUCCAACCGCGAAAAAGCACAUUGCAGAGACCUGUCUGACGCUCAUCACCUCGGAUGAAGUUGUGGAUGAGUGCUAUAUGACCCGCGGCAUGCCGAACGGUGCUUCUCAGAUCCCACUACUCAACUAUGCAAUAACGCACUGGGGUGAUCACGCUCGAGAGAUCAGCGAGGACGAGCAGACUACCCAAGUGCUCAUUCGAGCGUUUUUGAAUAAACUUUGCUGGAGAAGACCGCCCAUUGAUUCCAAUUAUGUCACAGCCGUCGAUAUUCCAAAACGGUUGGGACUCGGUAGCUACUUCAUUGACUGGAGCGGUCUGCAUGUCCUCGCCUACUUUGGUAUUCUGAGCAAAGCAAGACGCUUGAUUGAGCAAGGAGUCGACAUCGAUGAGAAUGACAACGAGCUGGGUAUCACGCCUUUACAUUGUGCGGUUCACCGUGGACACGAGCAGAUGCUCGAUCUUCUCAUUGAACAUAAUGCGGAUCUUGAUGCGAGAUCUAGAGACGGGGACACUGCAUUGCAUAUUGCCGCGAGCCAGGGUCAUCGAAAACUCAUCAAAAGCCUCCUCAAUCGAAAGGUGAACUCGCGUAUCGCAAACUCGCAGGGCGCAACUGCACUUCAUUUAGCGAUUGGAAAAUGCUUUGACGAGGCAAUAGUUCCACUUAUGGUUCGAAGCCGCUUCGAUCUUGACUUUCAAAACACAUCAACCGGAAACACGGCCCUUCAUCUCGCAGUGGAAAUGAGGAGGCCUCGGAUUCUAUCAUUCUUGAUUGAAAAAGGUGCGAACAUGAAUAUGUUGAACCGGGAAGGGGUGACACCACUCCAGCUCGCUUGUCAGAUUGACAAUUGUGAGGCUAUCUCUUUGCUGUUGGAGCGCCACGCGCACUUGGAAACCCGUUCUUCCAGUGGUGACACUGCACUUCAUUUUGCGGCUCAAAAAGGGCACUGGAUAGCAUUCGAGCUUCUUUUGAGCGGUGGUGCCGACAUAAAUGCCUGGAAUAGCGAGGGAAACUCACUCCUUCAUGAUCUUGCUCAUCGUGGCGCGGCAACUAGCUUGUCAAUGGCCUCGCACUUACUCGAGGGUGGCGCCAAUAUUGAAGCGUGCAAUUCGCAAGGUCACACAGUCUUACAGCGAGCAGCUUUAUCUGGAAACAAAGCCAUGUUCUUUCAUCUUCUAGACCGAGGUGCAGACGUUGGAGUCGAAACCGCCAAGGGUGAAACACUAUUGCACAUCAUAGCCCCUUCCAAAAAGGAACACCUCGAUAUUAUCGCCGCUGCAUUAGAGCUCGGUCUGAGCCCGAACGCGAUGACAUGUAGCGGGUUCACGCCUAUUCACAGCGUCAUAGCCCGUCACCUGGAGAUCAUUCAAGUCCCCCUCGAAAACGUGAUCCUCUUCAUUUCUUUGAUGAUCUCUCACGGAGCCAAUAUUGAUGCUCAAUUGCUCUCACACAAGUCGGCAACGGCGCUACAUCUCGCAAUUGCAUGCAAAUCGCCCCAAGAGUUGUUAGUUGCUUUUCUCAUCAAAAGCGGUGCCGCACUCGACCUGAAGACAAGCGAUGGUCAUACCCCCGUACAACUUGCCGUUGAAUGUGGAUCGCGCCGAAUUCUGGCUCUCUUGCUCGAGGCGGGGGCAGAUUCUAUUUUGCAGACUCCGGCCUUGCCUUUAGGUGCUCGCAAAUUUAGUCUUCUCCAGCAUGCACGAGAAUCUCUAGUGGUCAUCCAGCCAGAAACCGCCAUUCCUAUCUACACAUAUCAAAAGACCGCAAAGCAUCUCCCCUCACUGAGCAGAAAGCGCGACAGCAUUGGUACAGAAAUUGAUGAACUUGAGCAUGGAUCGGACACAGAUGAAAUAGGCGGUUCGACGCUUGUUGGGGAGGAUGCUUCUGUUUGGGGUUCGAGGUCUUCUACGACGUCUAUGGAUUUUCCAACUAUCACAUCUUAA
This is a messenger RNA of Penicillium diatomitis, 3543 nucleotides long. RefSeq names its product NACHT and Ankyrin domain protein. NCBI's taxonomy places the organism in Eukaryota, Fungi, Ascomycota, Eurotiomycetes, Eurotiales, Aspergillaceae. The record is from RefSeq and is a predicted model, not a curated record. Gene Ontology annotation, molecular function: protein binding; ATP hydrolysis activity. The transcript is spliced from 6 exons. Bases 1 to 3543 code for a protein of 1180 amino acids.